UUUCCUGCUGAUUUGAUCUGCUCUACCAUGGCUCCUCUUUUCUUAUUGCUUUUGAUCAUGCUUUCCAUCCCCAACUUUCCAAUCUUCGCUUUUCCUCACUCUUAUCAGCACAAACAACAACAAUUGCUCUUGCGAUUCAGAGAUGCCAUUUCUCACAAUAAUACCACAUCUCUGCCCGACUGGAGUCCCCAUCGACCCCUCUGCAAUUGGUCUGGUCUUACCUGCGAUUCCUCUUUUCAGUCCGUCCUCGCCCUAAACUUAUCCCAGAUGAACUUACACGGCACCAUCUCUCCUGUUCUGGGGAAUCUCUCCUCUCUCCGAUCCCUAGAUCUCACCAACAAUGCCCUCAGCGGUCACAUUCCACCUCAACUUGGCCAACUAUCCUCUCUCCGAUCGUUAGAUCUCUCCAGCAAUGCCCUCACUGGUCACAUUCCACCUCAACUCGCCCAACUUUCCCGUAUGCAUAAACUCUGGCUGUGGGCCAAUCAGUUACAAGGAACAAUUCCCCCCUCUCUCUCCGCUUGCCGCAGUUUGCAUGACCUGAGACUCUCAUAUAACCAACUGCAUGGCAGCAUUCCGCCUGAGCUGACUCGGCUCACAAGCCUAAAGUAUCUUUACCUAGGAGGAAACUAUCUGACAGGUACCAUUCCCCGUUCUUUAGGGAAUUUGUCCGCCUUAGUUGAUUUGUAUUUGGAAGAAAAUGAUCUCACAGGUGCCGUUCCCCCUGGAUUGGGAAGGCUCACUCACCUGCAGGUUCUUUCCCUUUGGCAAAAUAACUUAUCAGGCACCAUUCCCUCCUCUUUAGGAAAUCUCUCAAAAUUGACUGAUUUGUAUUUGUUUGAAAAUGAUCUCGCAGGUACCAUUCCCCCUGAAUUGGGCAUGCUCACUGAUCUGCAGCUUCUUUACCUUCAUAGAAAUAAUUUAUCAGGAACCAUUCCCAGCUCUUUAGGGAAUCUCUCAAAUUUGACAAAAUUAACCUUGUUCAAAAAUGACCUCAGGGGUACCAUUCCUCCUGAAUUGGGCAUGCUCACUCAACUGCAGCUUCUUUACCUGUAUAAAAAUAACUUAUCAGACACCAUUCCCAGAUCUUUAGGAAAUCUUUCAAAAUUGACAAAAUUAGACUUGUCAGAAAACCAUCUCACUGGUCCCAUUCCCUCUGAAUUGGGAAUGCUCAGUCAGCUUCAAUUGCUUUAUCUUUUCACAAAUAACUUAUCAGCUAGCAUUCCCCGUUCUUUAGGAAAUUUGUCCGCUCUGGUUGAAUUGCCAUUGCAAGAAAAUAAUCUCACAGGUACUGUUCCCACUGAAUUGGGUAUGCUCACUCAGCUGCAGGUUCUUUGCCUCAGGCGAAAUUACUUAUCAGGCGCUAUUCCCAGUUCUUUAAGAAAUCUCUCAAAAUUGACUGAUUUAGACUUGUCACAAAACCAUCUCCAGGGUACCGUUCCCCCUGAAUUGGGCAUGCUUACUCAGCUGCAGUUUCUUUACCUUUAUAAGAAUAACUUAUUGGGCACCAUUCCCCCCUCUUUAGGAAAUCUCUCAGAAUUGACAGAGUUAGCCUUGUCAGGAAACCAUCUCCAAGGUACCAUCCCCUACUCUUUAGCAAAUCUUUCGAAAUUGAAGAGAUUAGAGUUAUCGGAAAACCAGCUUAGUGGGCAGAUUGCAUAAAAAUUUGUACUCAAGGAAUAUAUUGGCUAUAUUGCCCCAGAGUAUGGAUUGGGUGGGAUUUUUUCAAUGGAGGGAUAUGUUUAAGGUUAUGGAUUUCUGAUAUUAGAGAUGGUUCCAAGGAAGAAACCAAGUGAUGACCUGUUUGUGGGAAGCUUCGAAAGUGGCUGAGGUGAGCUUUUUCGAACACAUCGGCAGCUAUUGUUGGAAGCGGUCUAUUUGGAGACGUGGAUGAAACCAUUGAAGGCAAAAGAUGUCUUCUUCUUUUCGUUUAUGCUGAUUUGCUGUGUACCAUUGAAUCACCAAGAGAGCUUCUUCCAAUCUAACAUCCCACAGUCAGAUCCUAGAUUUUACAUGUUUAUAAGGUUAUUAAGAAGUUUUAAUACUCCAUAUUUGCUAGUUUCAUGUUUGUCUUCUUUCUGUAAAAAUCCUCCAUUAGUUGAAUCGAACAAGUUUGAGAAAGUAUACUGUUGCCUAUGUACUUACUGAAAUACUGCAAAACGUGCAAUAUGUUGUC
This is a messenger RNA of Cryptomeria japonica (Japanese cedar), 2176 nucleotides long. RefSeq names its product probable leucine-rich repeat receptor-like protein kinase At1g35710. The transcript has 2 exons. NCBI's taxonomy places the organism in Eukaryota, Viridiplantae, Streptophyta, Pinopsida, Cupressales, Cupressaceae. The coding region runs from base 28 to 1662 and encodes 544 amino acids. The record is from RefSeq and is a predicted model, not a curated record. Gene Ontology annotation, molecular function: protein binding.